AUCGAGUCGUUCGAGGUCUUUGUAGAGAUAUGAAUCACCUACUCCGUACAUCUACUCGGUACAACCCCCGGCGCCCUUCCAAUUGACAUUCUACAACACUACAAGAUAGCCACUGUCUGCGUCUUGACAAAUAUACUGCGCAGCGCGUCCUCACCCUCACUGGCGUCCCUUGUUCUCCCUCUCCUCCCUCUCUGGUCGUCCCUCCGCAGUUACUGAAAUACACACCAUGUCACUCCCUCGGCUAUUGCGCACGCCCUGCGCACGAAGUCUUACAAAAGCAACAUUCACACCAUCCUCCACACGGAUAUCACUCGCGUCCAGACAAUUCUCACUGUCCCGCAGGAGGCUAGAAGCUCUGGCACUCGACGAUGACCUCCAAUCCAAGCUACCGGGAAUCGACCCGUCAAGGGUCGAAGUCACAGAAACAAUCACCCCCAAAUCCCUCGUGGCGAAUCAAGAUCUCGUCUUUGGGAGGACGUUUACAGGUACGUUGGGGGGAACAACACACACGUGUUAGAAAGGAAAAAGAGUGACCCAUGCCGCCAAGAUGCAGAAAUUUGAAAAAGUACAAGAACUUACUCUAUUGUGCCAUAUAGACCACAUGCUAUCUAUCGAAUGGACGGCCGGACAAGGCUGGCUGGCACCGAGAAUCACACCUUACCAGAACCUCUCCCUCGACCCGGCGACAUGCGUAUUCCACUACGCCUUUGAAUGCUUCGAGGGGAUGAAGGCGUACAAGUGCGCCAAGGACGAUUCGCUGCGACUUUUCCGCCCGGACAAGAACAUGGCCCGCAUGAACAAGUCGGCCGCCCGCAUCGCCCUGCCCACCUUCGACGGGGACAAGCUGACGGAGCUGAUCGGCCGACUGUGCCGGUUGGACGAGAGGUUCAUCUCGUCCGAAAAGGGUUAUUCACUGUACAUCCGCCCGACGCUGAUCGGGACGCAGCGGACGCUGGGGGUCGGCCCACCGGGCUCUGCCCUGCUCUACGUGAUCGCGUCGCCCGUGGGCCCCUACUACCCGACCGGGUUCAAGGCCAUCUCCCUGGAGGCCACCGACUACGCCGUGCGCGCGUGGCCGGGGGGCGUGGGCGACAAGAAACUCGGCGCCAACUACGCGCCGUGCAUCGUGCCGCAACUCAAGGCCGCGAAAAAGGGUCUCCACCAGAACCUGUGGCUGUUUGGGCCCGAAGAGUUCAUCACCGAGGUCGGCACCAUGAACCUGUUUGUGUGCAUCAAGAACAAGGAGACGGGACAAAAGGAACUGUUGACGGCCCCCCUGGACGGGACCAUCCUCGAAGGCGUCACGCGGGACUCGGUGCUCGCCCUGGCCCGCGAGCGACUCGAGCCCGAAGGGUGGAAGGUCGUGGAGCGCUACGUCAAGAUGCAGGAACUCGCCGACGCCGAGGCCGACGGACGGCUGAUCGAGGUGUUCGGCGCCGGCACCGCCGCCAUCGUGGCGCCCGUGAGGAAGAUCUCCUGGAGGGACCGCAUGCUGGAUUGCGGCCUGAAGCCGACCGAGGAGGCGGGGGAGAUCGCUCUCCGAAUGAAGGGUUGGAUCGAGGGUAUACAGUAUGGCGAUGAGGAUCAUCCAUGGAGUGUAAAGAUUUGAUCAAAAAAAAACCCCUUGAACAGAGAACUUUUUCACCUUUUUUUCAACUACUCUUGGUAUCCUCGAAAAGAGUGAAUUGUCAAUAUAGAUGUGAUGGAAAGGGGAGAGAGAAAAAAGAACACCGACACCCGAGUCAGGUAGUAGGGGAGAGAUAGAAUGAGAAAGCGAAUCGCAGCGUCGUUUUUUUUGAGAGCCAUCUUUUAUCAGUCCAGAUUUUCAUGUUUGAAUACCUAAAGUUCAG
Molecule: messenger RNA, 1850 nt
Organism: Exophiala oligosperma
Lineage: Eukaryota; Fungi; Ascomycota; Eurotiomycetes; Chaetothyriales; Herpotrichiellaceae
Product: branched-chain amino acid aminotransferase, variant
Exons: 1
Coding region: 548-1609 (353 amino acids)
Biological process (GO): L-leucine biosynthetic process; L-valine biosynthetic process
Cellular component (GO): mitochondrion
Molecular function (GO): branched-chain-amino-acid:2-oxoglutarate transaminase activity
Source: RefSeq, a predicted model, not a curated record